Molecule: messenger RNA, 2016 nt
Organism: Candoia aspera
Lineage: Eukaryota; Metazoa; Chordata; Lepidosauria; Squamata; Candoiidae
Product: heat shock 70 kDa protein 1B-like
Exons: 1
Coding region: 1-1959 (652 amino acids)
Cellular component (GO): nucleus; cytosol; plasma membrane
Molecular function (GO): ATP-dependent protein folding chaperone; ATP binding; ubiquitin protein ligase binding
Source: RefSeq, a predicted model, not a curated record
AUGGGCAAAGACCCAUCUAUGGGAGCUGACCUCAGCCAUGCGGACACUCCCAGCCCCAACAACUGGCCGCAGACUCCCUCAACGCCGAGACCAGCCGUGGCCAGGACUCACCCCAAAGGUCCAGCCGUGGGGAUCGACCUGGGCACCACAAAUUCCUGUGUGGCGGUCUGCCAGAGGGGGAGGGUAGAGGUCCUGGCCAACAACCACAACAGCCGCGCCACCCCCAGCUGCGUGGCUUUCACUGCCCGGGAGCGCCUGGUGGGAGAACCGGCGGAGCUCCAAGCCAGCCUCAACCCAGAAAACACCAUCUGUGACGUGAAGCGGCUGAUUGGCCGCAGGUACAAUGACCCCAUGGUGCAGUCAGACCUGAAGAACUGGCCGUACCGUGUGGUGGAGGCUGCCAACGGCAAAGCCAAAGUCCAGGUGUCCCACGGAGGGGUGGAGAAGGCGUUCUACCCCGAGGAGAUCUCCGCCAUGGUGCUCUACAAGCUGAAGCAGGUGGCUGAGGCUUCCUUAGGCCGCCCGGUCACCCAGGCCGUCGUCACGGUCCCGGCUUACUUCAACGACGCCCAGCGCCAGGCCACCAUUGACGCAGCGGCAAUUGCAGGGCUUGACGUCCUGAGCUUAGUCAGCGAACCCACUGCAGCCGCCGUGGCUUAUGGGCUCAAGGAGAACCGCCAAUGCAAGGGGAGGAGAAACAUCCUCAUCUUUGAUCUGGGCGGGGGCACCUUUGAUGUCUCCAUCCUCACGGCCCAGGAUGGCAUCUUUGAAGUUGCGGCUACAGCGGGGGAUUCCCACUUGGGGGGAGAGGAUUUUGACCAAAGGCUGGCCAACCACCUCGCCCAAGAGUUCAAGAACAAGCAUCAGGAGGACCCCACCGAGAGCAGGAAGGCAAUGCAGAGGCUGAGGGUGGCCUGCAGGAAGGCCAAGCAGACCCUGAGUUCCAACACGGCAGCCACAGUCUCCGCUGACUCACUCUACAAGGGCAUUGACUUCCACGCCACCAUCACCCGGGCCUGCUUUGAGGAUCUGUGCUGCGACCUCUUUCACGCCACCAUGCUCCAGGUGGAACAGGUGCUGGAGGAAGCGGGGAUCAAGAAGAGCCAGGUGCACGAGAUUGGGCUUGUGGGGGGCUCCACCCACAUCCCCAUGGUCCAGAGGCUUCUGUCAACUUUCUUUGAUGGACAGAAGCUGUGCAGAACCAUCAGCCCCCAGGAGGUGGUGGCCCACGGGGCAGCCAUCCACGCUGCCGUCCUGACAGGCCACCGAUACCAGAACCUGCAGAACCUUCUCCUGCUAGACGUGACGCCAGUCUCCCUGGGGCUGGAGACCGUGGGUGGUGUGAUGGACGUGCUGGUCAAGCGUAACUCCCCCAUCCCCACGAGGGAGAGCAGGAAUUUCUCCACCACCGACGACAACCAGAGCAGCCUCUUCUUGCAGAUCUACGAAGGGGAGCGGAUGUUGACGAAGCACAACCGCCUGCUCGGCACCAUCGCUCUGAGUGGCCUCCAGCCGGCGCCACGAUGUGUCCCAAUUAUUGUGGUCACCUUUCAGAUCGACCACAACAACAUACUCACCGUUUCAGCCUUGGAAAGGAGCACAGACAACAAAAAGCAGCUCACCAUCGUCGACACCCGGGGCCGGCUGGAUCGAGAGGAGAUGGAGAGGAUCCUGCAGGAGGAGGAGGAAUACCGAGCACAGGAGAAGCUGGAGGAGGAGAAGCUGGAGGCCUUCAACGCCUUGGAGACCAGCACGCUCCAGCUCAAGAGGGCGGCAGCGGAGAAGUCCCUGGACGACCGGGCCAAGCGGCGGGUGCUCGAAAUGUGCGAGGAGACGGCCGUGUGGAUGGAGGACAACCGCUUCGCUCCAAAGAAAGCCUACGAGGAACGGAAGAAGGAGCUGGAAGAGGUCUGCUGCACCAUCAUCACGCACUUUAGCGCGGACAGGGAGAAGCCUUGAGAAGCCAGGGAGGAGCAGCCAAACAAAUCCUAGCUCCAAACUUCUUGAGGAGACUGC